Ectocarpus sp. CCAP 1310/34 is the source of this 1124-nucleotide messenger RNA. NCBI's taxonomy places the organism in Eukaryota, Phaeophyceae, Ectocarpales, Ectocarpaceae. The record is from the annotation of a GenBank genome assembly.
AUGAAAAUUACGCCCAAUACCCCAAUACCACACGGGCACACUGCUGGGGACCUGUCUCAGCGGCCUGCUUGUCGAUUGGUGUGCUGCAGCGGAAGCACGGCAGUGGAUUGUGUGGGUAAGUCUUGCUCUCCCCAAGCACCAGAAAAGUGUGCUCAUCCUGCGACCGGGUGAGGUCGACACACGAUCUAUCGGCGCCUAGUCCCAAGCACGCCGACUCGAACAAGCGGCAUCCCUCGCCUCCCAACCCCCGUGCGGUCAUUUCUAUCUUUACAGCGUCGCGUCUCGAUGACUGCGGCGUGAGCGGCAUCUGGUGCGCUUGGCCUGGUUGUACAGGGGUCGAAGCGGAACGCGCCGCCUCAGCCGCCUUUCUCGCACAGGCACCAGCAGCCCUUGGACUUCUAGCGCUGUGCCGCUUCAACCGCGGUGCGGAGAGUUUUGCGCAUUGCCCCGGCGUCCCUGGUGCUCGGGGAAGGCGGCAGCGAGGCCUAGCGUGCUCUGUGGGUGGAGGACUCGGCUUUUCUCUGACGGUAUCCUGUCGCUGGAGGGCUGGGUUUCUCGGGGGCCAACUUGCACUUCGCGUUGGCUGCCGCCGCUGGCCCAAGGCACCGGAAGCAUCCAUCAAGGUCAGAAGCGCCCACAUCGCUGCUAACGCCGACAGUUCCGGAGAAGAAUUGCUCUGAGAACGACCGUAGCACGUGCCUGGCCCCAGGAGUUGAACGUUCGGCGUCAGCAUGCAAGUGUGAACGCCUUCGUAUCGGUGCAUUGCAAUGAUGGUGGCCAUUGCGCUGGCGGGAAUAGGAGACAUCCCACAAGUCUACCAGCUGUUGCGCGCUCGCCAGCUGCCGAGACCACUUCCACCCACGGCUCUUCCGGGGACGGCAGUAUUUUUGUGGCCGCGUGGAAGGAUUGGUGACAGUGCGUACCUACGACAGUAGUGCGCGAAGAUCUCGUGGAGGAUCUGACGAGAGGAAUUCGGCGCACGGGGUGCCGAAGUAACGGAGGGCAGAGGUUGGGAAGUGCUCUUUCACGCGGCGUGUGAAACAAUGAAAGUGGUGCUCACGAACUCCUGAGCAAGUGAGUUUUGCGUCUUAACUGUGCGCCCCCUGGGAUAAUGGGGAGCAAAC